This is a messenger RNA of Pecten maximus, 6717 nucleotides long. RefSeq names its product chitinase-like protein PB1E7.04c. NCBI's taxonomy places the organism in Eukaryota, Metazoa, Mollusca, Bivalvia, Pectinida, Pectinidae. The transcript is spliced from 6 exons. The record is from RefSeq and is a predicted model, not a curated record. Bases 381 to 5276 code for a protein of 1631 amino acids.
UGACCAGUAGAUCGAAACUGGUGCCACUGGGCAGAGGUCAUUUCGGGCGUAACGCCUUCCAUAGUGUCAUACAUUACUGGCCAGUAGAGACAUGCACAAUGCACUGGACUAUUGGUGAAGUGGUUGAUUCUAAAUGAUAAGGAGAAUACAACAUUUCUACUUACCCGUGUAUUGAUAAUAAGGAGAAUACAAUAUUUCGACUCACCUGUUUAUUGAUAAUAAGGAGAAUACAAUAUUUCGACUUACCUGUUUAUUGACGAUAAGGAGAAUACAACAUUUCGACUUACCUGUUUAUUGAUGAGGAGAAUAACCAUUUCGACUGUGUAUUGAUGUUGUGAUUACAUUACUUUAAUAUUGAUAUUUGAUAUUAGUGAGGAAGGAUGGCUUAUUACUGGUAUGAUAGAUACCGACCACGGUUUGUAAUGGAGUGGCCACGUUUAACUUCAAUGUAUUCCGGAAGUACAAGUCGUUUGGAGGAACAAUCCAGAAAUGGGAAUGGAAACGGAAAUGGAAAAUAUAGUGAUCCCGUAUUAGCAUACGAUAAUGUUUUCGAUCCCAUCGAUAGCUAUGGGGCUUACAACUUUCACAUGGCGCCACGAGAGGAACUGGUUAUCGGGACAGAUCCCCGCUUGUGGCUCCGCAACAAACACAGACCUGAUCACGACUCCGGAAGUGACUACACGGGAGAGAAAAAACCGGAUUCGUCGACCUGUCGACUUGUUCUUUGUGUUUUACUUGUAAUGAGCUUCAUUGGCGUCGUUGUAGCGUCAAUCGUGCUAGCCGUGAUAUUAUCACAGUCACAGUCCAGUUCCGUUACCCCAUCACCUCAAGCGGUAUUGGAAGGGAGUCUUACUAUGGCUAAUAGGAAUUUUUCGGCUGCCCUGAAUGACCCAAAUUCUGUGGCGUACAAACAGGCAGUAGAAGACUUCUGUGCAGCUAUUGCAGCCAUCCAGAAAGCUCCAACCUCUCCAUUCCGAGACACUUAUCACUCCUGUGUUGUACUGGGCUUCACACAAGGGAGCGUGAUAGUAAAGUACAGAGUGUUCUACGUUACUGAUCCAAAUCCGACCGUGUUGGAACAGCAAUUCUCGCAGUCAAUUGCCAGUAAUGGCCAAACUGGUUUUGGUUCCGGUAAUGUGGUCUUUACGAAUCCGACCUCUCUGACGGUCAUUGUGUUAAGUGGAACUACACUUUCUGUGACAGCAGUCCAAACACUCGUUUCAACGGUCAGCAAUGUUUCUGUAACACCUACGCCUACGUCGGCAUCUGCGUCAUCUUCACCUUCAGUUAUCGAUUCAACUUCGGCACCGGCCACUGCAGAUUUAACGUCUUCGUUAUCGUCAGAUGUAGAUUCAACGUCCUUAGCUGCAAGUGUAGAUUCAUCUUCGUCACUUGAAGUUGUUCCAUCAACGACAUCCUUAUCGGUAGCUGAAGUCUCAACGACAUCUACUUCAGAAAUAGUUGCAACUCCAUCAUCUACAGCUGUUGCAUCGACAUCAACAAUGGCCGCAGAAUCUGUAUCAUCGUCUCCAGCGGUUGUGACUUCAUCAGAACCUGUGGCGUCCAUAUCAUCCUCGGUAGCUGAAGUUUUAACGUCAUCAUUGACAGAUGCAGUUUCGACACCAUCCUCUACUGUUGUAGCGGUAACGUCAUCAUCAGCUGCACAAGCCUUGACGUCGUCAGCGACAGCUGUAUCUUCGACUGAGGCAAUUUCAAUGUCAUCAAUGUCCGUGUCAAUUUAUCCUUCCUUAGUUUCUUCUUCGUUAUCGUCAACCUCAUUAGUUGAUUCUCUGUCAACAGUUUCAUCUAUUUCAUCUAUGCAAUCGCUGUCUGUUUCCGCUUCCAUUUCCUCUGUGUCGGUUGAAACUCCAUAUAUUUCCCCAUCAGCUGAAAUGCUUUCUACUUCUUCAUCAAUAAAUCCUUCGUCAGUUUCUUCAUUAUUUGAUUCUCAAUCUGUUUCGUCUCCGGUCGAAACAUCUUCUAUGUCUCCAUCAAUGUCUCCAUCUAUGACCUCCGCUUUAGAUCAUUCCUCUAUGCCAGUAUCAACAUCUCUUUCCUCUGUUUCGUCUUCGUCUUUAUCAACAUCUGUUGAAGCUUCAUCUUUCUCUUCAUCAGUCUUCUCACUUGUUUCAUCUCUUGUUGUUUCUUCAUCAUCGUCAUCUGUUGAUCAAUCAUCUAUGUCUUCCUCAAUUUCACCAUCUGCUUCAUCAAUUGUUUCUCCGUCGACGGUGUCCUCUGUCGAUCAUUCAUCAUCGUCUUUAUCUGUUUCCUCCGUUGAUGUUUCCCCGCAAAUUGCGUCAUCCGUCGAUCUUACAUCUAUGCCUCCUUUAAUGCCCUCAUCCAUUUCUUCAGUCGAUAUGACUUCAUCAAUGACGUCAUCUGUUGAUCUUUCAUCUUUGUCUUCAUCCAUGUCCUCAUCUAUUUCUUCAGUCGAUUUGACUUCAUCAAUGACGUCAUCUGUUGAUCUUUCAUCUUUGUCUUCAUCAAUGUCUUCAUCUAUUUCUUCCAUUGAUGUGUCUACGUUGAUGGCGUCAGUUGUCGACCAUUCAUCUAUGUCUUCAAUGUCCUCAUCUAUUUCUUCCGUUGAUAUUUCUCCGUCAAUGGCGUCGUCUGUCGAUCACUCAUCUAUGUCUUCAUCUAUGCCCUCAUCUAUUUCUUCCGUUGAUAUUUCUCCGUCGAUGACGUCAUCUGUUGAUUAUUCAUCUAUGUCUUCAGCCAUGUCCUCAUCUAUUUCUGCCGUCGAUAUGUCUCCGUCAAUGACUUCGUCUGUUGAUUUUUCAUCGUUGUCUUCAUCCAUGUCCUCAUCUUUUUCUUCCGUCAAUAUGUCUCCAUUAAUGACGUCAUCUGUCGAUCUUUCAUCUAUGCCGUCUUCAAUACCUGCAUCCAUUUCUUCCGUCGAUAUAUCUCCGUCGAUGGCGUCACCUCUUGUACAUUCAUCUUUGUCUUCCGUCGAUAUGUCUCCGUCAAUGACUUCGUCUGUUGAUUUUUCAUCUUUGUCUUCAUCCAUGUCCUCAUCGUUUUCUUCCGUCAAUAUGUCUCCGUCGAUGACGUCAGUUGUCGACCAUUCAUCUAUGUCUUCAUCAAUGUCUGCAUCUCUUUCUUCCAUCGAUAUGUCUCCGUCAAUGACGUCAUCUGUUGAUCUAUCAUCCAUUUCUUCACCAAUGUCAUCAUCUUUUUCGUCUGUCGAGGUGUCUCCGUCAGUGACGCCAUCUGUUGAUCAUUCAUCAAUGUCUUCAUCAAUGUCCUCAUCUAUUUCUUCUGUGGAUGUGUCUCCAUCAAUGACGUCAUCAGUAGAUCAUUCAUCUAUGUCUUCAUCAAUGUCCUCAUCUAUUUCUUCUGUGGAUGUGUCUCCCUCAAUGACGUCAUCACUAGAUCAUUCAUCUAUGUCUUCAUCAAUGUCCUUAUCUAUUCCAUCCGUCGAUAUUUCUCCAUCAAUGACGUCAUCUGGCGAUCAAUCAUCUAUGUCAUCAUCCAUGUCCUCAUCUAUUUCUUCUGUCGAUGUGUCUCCAUCAAUGACGUCAUCAUUAGAACAUUCAUCUAUGUCGUCAUCAAUGUCGUCAUCUAUUUCCUCUGUCCAUGUGUCUCCAUCAAUGACGUCAUCAUUAGAACAUUCAUCUAUGUCUUCAUCAAUGUCCUCAUCUAUUUCCUCCGUCGAUGUAUCUCCAUCAAUGACGUCAUAUGUAGAUAAUUCAUUAAUGUCUUCAUCAAUGUCUUCAUUUAUUUCUUCAGUCGAUGUUUCUCCAUCUAUGAUGUCAUCUGUCGAUCAGUCAUCUAUGUCUUCAUUCAUGUCCUCAUCUAUUGCCUCCGUCGAUAUUUCUCCAUCAAUGACGUUAUCUGCAGGUCAUUCAUCUAUGUCAUCAUCCAUAUUCUCAUCUAUUUCUUCUGUCGAUGUGUCUCCAUUAAUGACGUCAUCUGUAGAUCAUUCAUCUAUGUUUUCAUCAAUGUCCUCAUCUAUUCAAUCCGUCGAUAUUUCUCCAUCAAUGAUGUCAUCUGUCGAUCAGUCAUCUAUGUCUUCAUUCAUGUCCUCAUCUAUUGCCUCCGUCGAUAUGUCUCCGUCAUUGACAUCUUCUGUAGAUCAUUCAUCUAUGUCAUCAUCCCUGUCCUCAUCUCUUUCAUCCAUCGAUAUUUCUCCAUCAAUAACGUCAUCUGUCGGCCUUUCAUCUAUGUCAUCAUCCAUGACCUCAUCUAUUUCUUCUGUCGAUGUGUUUCCAUCAAUGACGUCAUCUAUAAAUCAUUCAUCAAUGUCCUUAUCUAUUUCAUCAAUCGCUGUUUCUCCAUCAAUGACGUCAUCUGUCGUUCAGACAUCUAUGCUUUCAUCCAUGUCCUCACAUAUUGCCUCCAUCGAUGUGUCUCCGUCCAUGACGUCAUCUGUUGAUCUUUCAUCUAUGUCAUCAUCCAUGUCCUCAUCUAUUGCCUCCGUCGACAUGUCUCCGUCAUUGACAUCUUCUGUAGAUCAUUCAUCUAUGUCAUCAUUCAUGUCCUCAUCUCUUUCAUCCGUCGAUAUUUCUCCAUCAAUAACGUCAUCUGUCGACCUUUCAUCUAUGUCAUCAUCCAUGUCCUCAUCUAUUUCUUCUGUCGAUGUGUUUCCAUCAAUGACGUCAUCUAUAGAUCAUUCAUCAAUGUCCUUAUAUAUUUCUUCUGUCGAUGUUUCUCCAUCAAUGACGUCAUCUGUCGAUCAGACAUCUAUGCUUUCAUCCAUGUCCUCACAUAUUGCCUCCAUCGAUGUGUCUCCGUCCAUGACGUCAUCUGUUGAUCUUUCAUCUAUGUCAUCAUCCAUGUCCUCAUCAAUUUCGUCCGUCGAUGUGUCUUCGUCCAUGACGUCAUCUGUCGAUCAGUCAUCUCUUUCUUCCAUCGAUAUAUCUCCGUCGAUGACGACAUCUGUUGAUCUUUCAUCCAUGUCUUCAUACAUAUCCUCAACUAUUUCUUCUGCCAAUGUUUCUUCUUCAAUGACGUCAUCUAUCGAUUAUUCAUCUAUCUCUUCAUCAAUGUCUGUUUCUGUAUCAUCCGACAUUGUUUCUCCGUCGAUGACGUCGUCUGUUGAUCCUUCAUCAAUGUCUUCAUCCAUGUCCUCGACUAUUUCUUCCAUCGGUGUUACUCCGUCAAUGACAUCAUCUGUCGAUCUUUCAUCUUUUCAGGCAUCAAUUCCUCAAUCUGUUUCAUCAACCGAUGUUACUCCCGUUAAUGAUAUCAUCUGUCGAUCUUUCAUCUUUGCAAUCAUCUAUGUCUCCAACUGUUUCAUCAAUUGUUGUUUCUCCGUCAAUGUCAUCAUCUGUUGACCUUUCUUCCGUGUCGUCAUCAAUAUCUCCUUCAUCUGUUUCGUCAUUGAUUCAAUCCCAGUCUUUAAGCUCGUUUGCCGACCAUUCAUCUAUAUCUUGAUCAUUCUGUUCAAUGUUUUUUUCCGUCUUCAUCUGCUGAAACUCCAUCUUUGCAUUCAGCAUUGUCACUAUUCUUUUCUUCUGUGUAUUAUCACCUUCAUCCUUUGUCCUUUUAUCUAUAUCAUUUCAUCUCUUUCGUCUAUGAGUGAGGCUCCGUCUUUGCCCUCCGUUCUGUUACCAUCUGCCUUCGCUUACUAAUAAACACCUCAUUUGUUGAUAAUUCAGUUGCAGACACGGCAUUCGCUGGACAUUGGAUUCCUCUGAUCCGUCCACAUCCAACUCUACGUCGUGAUCUGCCGAUCACUUUUCUGGUGUUACAGACAUGUUAGGGAUUCAAAGUGGAAUUCUAACUCGCCUGAGAAGAUAAAGCCCAAGAAUGUCUCCAAGCUACCUCGGUCACAUAUAAGCUAGUGGUGUUUGGCCCACUUACUGUACGCUAAGUUGUUUGAGAUUCUUUCGUAAAGACAAAAACUGUGAAAUCCAGACACUGAUGAGGCAGAUCUUUAUAUCGUGUAUAUUAUCAUAGGUUUGUAAUGAAUACUUUAUAUACCAGCAUUGGAUACUUAAAAUGGAAAGAUGACAUAAACUUCGAUGUGUUUCUGCCGUCAACAAACCAGUUUCUGAAAGCAAGUACGACCAGUUCAUAUAUAUCAUGCACUGAUACUGGUACGAUUACAUGUACAUGAUAAGAUGUCUGGUUUCACUGGUGUACGACCAGCAUUUAACAUAUUCAAAUUGUAUCUGAAGGCAGUGUGGUAAAAAAGUGUCGAAUAUGAAACGCUAGAGCGGUCAUUACAUUGAUGUAAAAUUACGUGCUUUAAAGUAUAUCUACAGAUGUAAGAUGGCCAAGUAGGGCCAGCUCGUGCCGACAAACCGGUUCAGUAUUUAGUAGUUGUAUGUAACAUUGACAGACCUUGCAAUAUUAGUAAAGGUCAUGGAAGUCAAAACUCGCACAAAAAUUAUUAUAAUUUAAACUUAUAAGGUCAAACCAUUUGGACCUCAGAAAACGAAAACGGUCGACAUUUUAUUUAUAUCGGUCAUGCUGGUCAGUACUAUGUAAUAUAUAAUUCUUACAUAACCAAAGGUACAGAUAUAUUUUUUUCACAAAUUGUCCUGUUGUGAAUAUGUUUUAUAAUGUUAAUAUUCGGUAAUAUCUGCUAUUGUGAUAAACGUGUAAGUAUAUUGUUAGCUUUGAGUAGCUAACAGAGCGCAUUUUGUUGGUUUUAUUUGUACACGAUACGAUCGCCUUUUUAAGAAUUAGAAUGAUUAUAUAAGAUAUGUUUGCGCAUAUGUACUUGUCUGUGUGUGAUUAUUCAAUAAAAGUGUGAUAAGAGUGUGAGAA